CACUGGAGCAGAGCCAUGAAUAAGGAGCAGCGCCAUCAGGGGCAAGGGAGGCUGAUUGGCAGAGACGGGGAAGGAAGCAGAGACCAGUCACCUCCCAUCGCCGGCACGCUGCUGCACCACCAGCAGCUAGCUCAGCUCACUGCCCAUGAAGGACCUGUUUGGCAAGUAUCCUGGGCUCACCCAAAGUUUGGAUCUUUGCUUGCUUCAUGUUCUUAUGAUGGGCGUGUCAUAAUAUGGAAGGAGGGCAACCAGAAUGAGUGGACUCAAGCUCAUGUUUUUGAUGACCACAAAUCAUCGGUUAACUCUAUUGCUUGGGCACCUCAUGAGGUUGGUCUUUGUUUGGCGUGUGGCUCCUCAGAUGGAAAUAUAUCAGUUUUUACUGCACGACCAGAUGGUGGAUGGGACACUUCCAGAAUCGAUCAAGCUCACCCAGUUGGUGUAACUUCUGUUUCUUGGGCACCAUCGACAGCGCCUGGUGCUCUUGUUGGUUCUGGUUUGCUUGACCCUGUUCAGAAGCUUUGCUCUGGUGGUUGUGACAAUACUGUCAAAGUUUGGAAGCUCUACAAUGGAACUUGGAAGAUGGACUGCUUUCCAGCUCUUCAAAUGCACACUGAUUGGGUAAGAGAUGUCGCAUGGGCACCUAACUUGGGCCUUCCAAAGUCCACUAUUGCUAGUGCUUCUCAGGAUGGGAAGGUUAUUAUAUGGACUGUGGGAAAGGAAGGGGAUCAAUGGGAGGGUAAGGUGUUGCAUGAUUUCAAGACUCCUGUUUGGAGAGUCUCAUGGUCCCUCACUGGAAACAUAGUGGCUGUUGCUGAUGGGAAUGACAAUGUCACUCUAUGGAACGAAGCUGUAGAUGGGGAGUGGCAACAGGAAAAUGGUUACCAAGUAGUUCUCCAAUACCAAAGCUCUAAGCUCAAUUCGAUUAUGAUAGGAAAUAAGGGAAUUGAAAAGGGUGACUUUGAUGGAUUUGCCUUGGAUAUGAGUACUGAGGAGGAGGAGGAGGAGGAGGAGGAGGAGGAGGACGGGGAGGAGGUAGAAGAAGAUGAAGAUGAAGGUGAUGAUGGUGAAUUAGAAGAACAGGAGAACGAUAAUUCAGUAGGUAGAAUUGAAGCUGAUGUUGCUACUGAUGGUUCUGGAGUUCGAUUUUAUCAACAAUUUGAUCAUGUUGAAUAUGAGGCUCUUGCUGCAAAAAAGCGUAAAGGACUUGGUGAUUGUGAGGGUGCAGGGUCUGGGAAGAAGGCUAGGCAAGAAGAUAUAUCUGGAGCUAGCAUGGAUGAAAUAAUGGAGGCCAUGAAUUACGGUAUCAAGAGAAAGUCACGAAAGCUUAAGAAAAGAGGUAGGAGGAAAGGAUCAAAAAAUAAGCUCAGCCCUAAAAUUACAAAGAUGCUGGGUGAUGCUACUGUUCUCUAUGCACAUGGCCGCUAUGAAGAGGCCAUAUCUGUUCUGAAUGAAGUUGUUAGGCUGGCACCGCAUGUACCAGAUUCAUACCAUACACUUGGACUUGUCCAUAUCGCACUUAGUAAUACUGAAAAAGCAAUGGGAUUUUAUACAAUUGCAGCGCGCCUUAUGCCGAAAGAUUCACCUUUGUGGAGAGUGCUUUUUGACUGGCACAAUGAACGAGGAGAUGUAGCUAGAGCCAGGUUAUGCCUUUCUAAAGCUAUAAGGGCAGAUCCUAAUGACAUUGCACUUAGAGUUCUUCAUGCAUCUCUUUAUGCUAAGCUUGGAGAUUGCCAAAGAGCUGCUGAGUCUUAUGAACAAAUAUCACGAGUUUGUCCUGAAGAUGUUGAAGUGCUGAAGAUAUCUGCAAAGUUGUAUGCUGAAUGUGGUCAGACAGAACGAAGUAUCAGCAUUUUGGAGAACUAUCUUAAGGGUCAUCCAUCUGGAGCUGAUUUUGGUGUUAUUGAUUUGCUUGCUGCUGUACUCAUGGAAACUAAUGCACAUAAUAAUGCUCUUAAACAUAUUGAGCAUGCUCACCAGGUUUACUAUUCAGGAAAGGAAAUGCCUCUACAAUUGAAAAUCAAAGCAGGAAUCUGCCAUGUUCAUCUUGGAAAUAUUGAGAAGUCAGAGAUUAUUUUCAGUGAUCUUGAAUCAGAGAGUGACCCUAAUCAUGCUGGGUUGAUUACGGAUGUAGCUGAUGCAUUUAUGAGUCUUGGGCACUUUCAUGCUGCGUUGAAAUAUUAUCUCAUGUUGGAGUCAAAUGCUGGGAUAGAAAGUGAGGGCUAUAUACAGUUGAAAAUUGCUCAGUGUUACUUAUCCUUGAAAGAUAGAGUGAAAGCAGUUACGUUCUUCUAUAAAGCUUUGCAUGCACUUGAAGAUAAUGUUGAUUGUCGAUUGGCUUUGGCAUCGCUUAUCCUUGAAGAUGGUAAAGAAGAUGAAGCCAUUUCUUUGCUAUCGCCUCCAGAAAAUUCAGAUUUUGUCAACUCAAGUUCUGAUAAGCAGAAGCAAUGGUGGCUUGACGGGAAAAUAAAACUGAAGCUUUGCCACAUAUAUAGGGCUAAAGGAAUGUUUGAAGACUUUGUCAACACAAUAUUCCCUUUGGUUCGUGAGUCACUUUAUGUCAAAACCCUCCGUCAGAAGGUAAAGAAGAGGCUGACAAUAAGUGUUCUUCGUAAAAGAACCAAAAUUCUGGAUGUUGGGGAAACUGUUGAUGUAUUUGGUGGAGUCAGACCGUUGGCUUCUCGUUCGGAUCUAAUGAAGGCUUCUAGAGCUCGGAAGUUGCUUCAAAAAAGGGAAGAACAGAAAGCUGUGGCAAGGGCUGCUGGUAUUGAUUGGCAUGGUGAUGAUUCAGAAGAUGAGUCUUUAGAAGAAGAAAUCAGAGUGCCCCCCCUUCCUAAUUUUUUGAAGGAUGAGGAGCAUCACAAUCUGAUUAUAGAUUUGUGCAAGGCACUGCAAUCUUUGCAAAGGUAUUGGGAAGCACUAGAGAUUAUUAACCUCACUCGGAAAUUGGUGAACAAGAAACUUCCUCUUGAGAAGAAGGAGGAACUUCAGUCUAUUGCAGCGCAAAUAUCAUACAAGACCACAGAUCCUAAGCAUGGGUUUGACUGUGUAAAAUCAAUCGUUCUGCAGCAUCCAUACAGCCUUGCUGCCUGGAACUGCUAUUACAAAAUAGCUUUAAGGUUGGGAAAGAACUAUUCAAGGCAUGCAAAGUUUCUACGCCAUAUGCGAACCAAACAUGGUGAUUGUGUACCACCUAUAGUCAUCUAUGGGCAUCAGUUUACCAUGGCCAGCCAUUACCAAGAUGCUGUGAGAGAAUAUCUUGCAGCUUAUAAACUAUUGCCGGAGAAUCCACUAGUUAAUCUUUGUGUGGGAACAGCCUUUAUCAAUUUAGCCCUUGGAUUUAGACUUCAAAACAAGCAUCAAUGUGUUGCACAAGGCUUAUCAUUCCUCUAUAACAAUUUACGGCUUGCUGAAAACAGUCAGGUAUCUUUGCAGGAGGCAUUAUAUAAUAUUGCGUGUGCAUUUCAUCACGUCGGACUUGUAUCUCUAGCAGCUUCAUAUUAUGAAAAGGUGCUUGAAACAUGUGAAAGGGAUUACCCUAUACCCAAACUUCUGAAUGAGAAUUCAGAUCUUCUGGAAAACCUGAAGCCAGGUUACUGUGACCUGCGUAGGGAGGCAGCUUAUAAUUUGCAUUUGAUAUACAAAAAAAGUGGGGCUAUUGAUCUUGCUCGCCAGGUCUUGAAAGAUCACUGCACUUGCUGAGUAAAGAUGCUUCAAACUCACAUCAAUUGGCUUGUGAAAAAUGUGAGGUGAUCUAACUUGUAUAUAUAUCUUUUUAGAUUGAUCGCCAACAAAUCCUUGUUUGUUUAAUUUAUUAGUAGAUGAAUUAGAAUUAGUUCCCAAGUGUUUGGUUUUUUUAGCUCUCCUGUAUUAUUGUGCCAUUUUACUCGAAUACAAUGCUAUUUGCUACUUAACAUGUUCACUGCUAAUCAAUUGUUUUAUAUAUAUUUGGGAAUCACAAUAUAUGAAUCUCGCA
Messenger RNA from Hevea brasiliensis (rubber tree), 3973 nucleotides. RefSeq lists its product as uncharacterized. Gene Ontology annotation, biological process: transcription by RNA polymerase III. Gene Ontology annotation, molecular function: protein binding. The record is from RefSeq and is a predicted model, not a curated record. Gene Ontology annotation, cellular component: transcription factor TFIIIC complex. Lineage: Eukaryota; Viridiplantae; Streptophyta; Magnoliopsida; Malpighiales; Euphorbiaceae. The coding region runs from base 16 to 3699 and encodes 1227 amino acids. The transcript has 21 exons.